UACGUGUGAAAUCUGUGAAUGAUCACAGAGGUCACAUGGUACAAGGCUAUUCACAAAAGCCUUGUACCAUGUGACAAGCUGUGACCAAUCACAGCUCACUCAGUACUUCUCAAUGAUAGCAGAAAUGCAUGGGUGCGCAAAAUCAUGUGUAUAUACGUGAUUUUGCAGUACCAGGUAGGGGGCGCUGCGCCACCAUUCACGGCCAUGGCUGGCAAUCACCGGGUCCCAGCUGGUUAUUUCCCGCUGUCAUUGAUAGGAUUGGUGUCAUGUCAUGAUUGAUUGGAUGUCAGUGACACCAAGCCAGUUCCCCCCAGUGUC
This is a messenger RNA of Staurois parvus, 318 nucleotides long. NCBI's taxonomy places the organism in Eukaryota, Metazoa, Chordata, Amphibia, Anura, Ranidae. The record is from the annotation of a GenBank genome assembly.